AUGCCUAUAACAGCUCAUCCAGCCUUUCAUAAAGCUUCUUCUUAUUUUAAAAUGAGAAUAAAACGUAUUCCAGUUGAUCCUAAAACACUCGAAGUUGAUGUUAAAGCAAUGCGUCGAGCAAUAACAAAAAAUACUUGCAUGCUUGUUGCUUCUGCACCAAAUUUUCCACAUGGUACUAUUGAUCCAAUCGAAGAUAUUUCUGAAAUUGCACUUAAAUAUGACAUUCCAUUACAUAUUGAUGGUUGUUUAGGUGGUUUUAUUAUUGCUUUUAUGGAUCAAGCUGGCUUUCCAUUAAAACCUUUUGAUUUUCGUGUACCAGGUGUAACGAGUAUUAGCUGUGAUACACAUAAAUAUGGUUAUUCACCAAAAGGAGCUUCAGUUAUUGUUUAUCGAACUCCUGAAAUUCGUUCAUAUCAGUUUUAUGCAUUAGCUGAUUGGCCCGGUGGUAUUUAUGCAUCACCAUCAAUUGCUGGUAGUCGUUCAGGAUAUAUAAUAGCUUGUUGUUGGGCUACACUUAUGUAUUAUGGACUUGAAGGUUAUGUUGAAGAAACACGAAAAAUUGUUCACGUAACACGAGAUAUUGCUGAUGGUUGGAGUAAAAUUGAUGGUUUAUAUCUUUUACAUAACCCUGAUGUAAGUGUUGUAUCUGUUGGUUCGGACAAGUUUAAUAUUUAUUAUGUACUUGAUGGAUUACGUGCUAAAGGAUGGCAUUUAAAUGGUUUACAAAAUCCACCUGGUUUACAUAUUGCUGUUACUCAACUUCAUACACAACCAGGUGUUGUAGAAAAACUUCUCGAAGAUACACGACAAUGUGUUGCUGAAGUUUUAACAACAGAUAAUAUGGAUGAUACACCUACAGCAGUAAUUUAUGGUACAAAUCAAAAAGUACCUGAUAAAUCACUUGUCUGUGAUAUUGCGAAAUUGUAUAUUGGUGCAUGUUAUGACACAAAUAUACCAGCGACAACGACUGCUGAUUAA
Messenger RNA from Rotaria sp. Silwood2, 978 nucleotides. The record is from the annotation of a GenBank genome assembly. NCBI's taxonomy places the organism in Eukaryota, Metazoa, Rotifera, Eurotatoria, Philodinida, Philodinidae.